AUGGCUGAAGGAGAGAAUGAAGUGAGAUGGGAUGGACUGUGCAGUAGAGAUUCAACUACUAGAGAGACAGCAAUGGAAAACAUUAGGCAAAUCGUUUUGAGAAAAACUGAGUACCUUCGUUCGUUGAAAGAGACACCUUGUCCUCCAUCAGACGGGCUUUCAAAUGCUGUUUCUUUGGAUGGGUUGAAUAAGCUUCUUGCUCAUCUGCUUAUGCUUUCUAAGAGGUGUCCCUUUAAAGAUGUAAGAGAGAAAAGUGAGUUUAUUCUGAAGAGCGUCCAGGAAGAAGAAGAGAAUGACCCUGAGGCCGAAGAGGAGAUCGAAGGUGAGGAACCUGAAGUUCAAGAAGCAGCUGAAACCCCUGAUGUAGCUGAGGAGACCAAGGGACCUUUACCUGAAGAGCCUGAAAUCUCUGAGGUCCCUGAACCAGAGCAGAAUCAGUCCUCAAAAGACAAAUACUAUGUAAUUCCACCUAGAGUAGUCAAAAUCAUAAAGACAGAAUGUAUUAUGGUGACUGCCAGGCAGCUGGACAGAAGGGAGGUUGGAAGUUAUUGUGUCAUGAGUAUAGUUUCAAGUUUCCAAGAUGAAAAGAGUUAUGAGGAUGAAGGACCUGAAUCUUCUGAGUAUCCUGCAGUUGAAAUAGAAGUUGAAAAAGAAACCAGUGAGGUCCUGGAAACUGAAGAAGAAUUACUUCAAGCAGUUGAACUGCCUGAAUUUCCAGAAGAUGCUUAUCCUGAUGUUCCUGAAAUGGAGCCAUUUAAAGACCAUCUCCAGUCUUUUGUCUCUUCUUGGAGUCUUAUGGAAGCAGCAGUCACUGAAUCUUUUAUUCAAAUUUUAAACUUGGAGAUUGCACAUAAGUCUCCAGAGGAACUAUUUCAGAAAGUAAUCGAAACUAUGGAAAAACCUUUUCAAUAUGCUGGCUGGGAGUUAACUAUUGACGAUUAUGAUGAAGAAGCUGAAGACUAUCAGGCCGAAACAGAAGUUGAGGAGGACUUAGAAGAAGAGGAAGAGGAAGAGGAAGAGAAUGAUGACAGAAUUAAAGAGAAGAGAAGGCAUUUGGGAGAUUCAAAGCAUUUUUGUCCAGUGGUUCUCAAAGAAAACUUCAUCCUACAACCAGGCAACACAGAUGAAGCAGUUAAAUAUAGAGAAAAAAUCUAUUACUUUUCAACUCCUGAGGCUAAAGAAAAGUUUUUGGAGCACCCUGAGGAGUAUGUGGCUCAUAAAGAGCCACUAAAGGCUCCCCCAUUAAGAAUAUGCCUUCUAGGCCCCCAUGGUUCUGGCAAAACUGUCUGUGGAAGACAAUUGGCAGAAAAAUUGGGGAUUUUUCACAUUCAGUUUGAAGAAUUUCUUCAAGAAAAACUAAUGGUCAAACUUGAAAAGAAAGUUGGACUUGAAUAUGAGGAAGAGUCUGAGGAAGAACAAUCCGCAAAAGAAGAAAUUGAAGAGCUUGCACGUCAAGCUAAUAUUACAAUCAAGGAUGACACACCAAAGAAGCCGACUCCGGAAGUACAACUUACUGAAGAAGAAGAAGCAAUCAAAGCAAGCCUAAUGGAAAAUGAGUCAUUGCCUCCUGAAAUUCUUGAAACCAUUCUUUCUGAGUGGUGGCUUAAGGAACCAAUACGUUCCACAGGUUUUAUAUUAGAUGGUUUCCCACGAUAUCUUGAUGAGAUCCAGUUUCUGGUGGAACGUGGGUUUUUCCCAGAUGCUGCUGUUUUCAUACAAGUUGAUGAUCAAGAUAUUUCUGAUCGCCUCCUUCCUUCCCAAAUUAAAAAGUGGAAACUGAAACAAAACAAGAAAUUAGAAAGAAAAAAUAUGAUCAAAGAAAUAAAAGCAAAAAUCAAGAAUGAUAUGAUUUCUAAAAGGAGGGCUGAACUCAUAGCAGAAAGAGAGAGCAAAAGGAAAGAUUUCAUUAGAGACUAUGAUGAAUUCAGUGAGGAUGAAAAUGAUGAAGACGAUGAUAUUGAAAACAUCCUUGAAGAAGAGUUUCCAAAAGAUGAGGAAACGCUGAGUGAGGAAGAGGAAGAGCAGGAAAUUGACGCACUUGAACGCCUGAGAGCUGAACUCGGAGAAAAAAUUUGACGCAGAUAUGAAUAAUUUACAAUUACUACAGGAAGAAUUUGAGAAGUUUUUGAUACCAGUGAUUUUCAUUAAUGGAGCUCGGAAGAUGCACAUUGUGCAAUAUACGUUAAGUACGAAACUGAAAUCACUGGUGGAAAACCGUGCAAGCAUUUUUGAGAAAUGUUAUCCAAUCACAUCACACCUUGCUCAGAAAAUGCUCAGUUUUACCUAUAAGUAUACAAGUGCAUUUGGCUACUGGGACCCUGUAAAGCUAAGUGAAGGAGAGACAAUCAAGCCAAUUGAAAGUCCAGAGAACCCACUGUAUCCUGUAAUCCAUCGCCAGUACAUUUAUUUUUUAUCUAGUAAGGAAACUAGAGAGAAAAAUUUAUGAAGAACCCCAUCAAAUAUAUUCCGCCAACCCAAA
Messenger RNA from Talpa occidentalis (Iberian mole), 2479 nucleotides. RefSeq names its product adenylate kinase 9-like. Lineage: Eukaryota; Metazoa; Chordata; Mammalia; Eulipotyphla; Talpidae. Gene Ontology annotation, biological process: nucleobase-containing compound metabolic process. Bases 1 to 2076 code for a protein of 691 amino acids. The record is from RefSeq and is a predicted model, not a curated record. Gene Ontology annotation, cellular component: cytoplasm; mitochondrion. Gene Ontology annotation, molecular function: AMP kinase activity; ATP binding. The transcript has 14 exons.